This is a messenger RNA of Aspergillus oryzae RIB40, 582 nucleotides long. RefSeq names its product putative GPI anchored protein. The transcript has a single exon. Bases 1 to 582 code for a protein of 193 amino acids. The record is from RefSeq and is a predicted model, not a curated record. NCBI's taxonomy places the organism in Eukaryota, Fungi, Ascomycota, Eurotiomycetes, Eurotiales, Aspergillaceae.
AUGCAGUUGACUCUUCUCACCACCCUGCUCGUCGCCACCUCCGCCCUGGCUGCUCCCCAGAUCGACAACCUCGUCUCCCAGGCGGAAGGUAUCGCCCAGACCGCUGUGAACGGCGGCCAGAGCAUCGCCUCCGACAUUGCCAGCGCUGCCACCUCCAUCGCUUCCGCCGCUGAGACCGGUGUCCCCGGCGCUGCCUCAUCCAUCACCUCUGCCGCGGGCGCCGCCGCCUCCAGCGCAGAGAGCUGGGGCUCCUCCGUCGCUUCCGACGCCCAGAGCAGGGCCUCCUCCAUCGCAUCCGAGGCCAGCUCCAAGCUGAGCGACAGCCUGACCACCCUGACCGGCACCAACGGCCAGCCCACUUCCACCGGCCUCGUCUCUACCACCUCCGCCAGCGGAACCGAGACCACCACUGCCACAAGCACCUCCACCACCGGUACUUCUUCUUCCUCUUCCUCUUCCUCCUCAGCUGGCAGUGCCUCCUCCACCAGCAGCGACGGUGCAGGUGCCAUGCCCACUCCUUUCAGCUUCGGUGCCGGUGUCGCCGGUGUCGCCGGUGUCCUGGGUGUCAUGGCUGCUCUGUAA